CAAAAUGAAUGUGCUCCUCGCCACUGCCUGCACCAGUAUGUGCCGCAUCAAGCACGGCCCCGCCCCAUCCGCCCACUGCUCGCCGCGCAAGCACAUCGCGAUCCACCACCUGCACAUGCGAAAAGCGGGGGGCACAUCCGUCCGGGAAAACAUACGCGCAGCCUGCGAUGGAAACGGUCAAUUCGACAGCUUCAAGGAGACCGAGUGGGGUGCCUACAACUGGACCCAGUCCGCAGCGCACGUGGCCCGCCGCACACGGUCCGCCGGCUCUGCCGCCCAGUCGCCGCCGCCGCCCGACAGCGCUCUCAUCACGUCUCUGCGGCCGCCCCUCGACCGGCUGCUCUCCUCGUACCUCUUCGAAGGAGGCGUGCCAGAGCAGUGCUGGGCGUACGCGCACGAGUACGAGGGCGACAUUGACCUCACCGGCGAUGCGCCGUCGCCCCACUGGAGCGCAAUGAACUGGACCUUUAUCCAGCGCUGCUUUGCCAAUCACGCUCACCUGGAGCCGUUCGACGCCUUCAUGGCGCGGCACCACCCCCACACGUAUGGCGCAUUCGAGGAACUCGGAUACCGCAAGUACUACGGGCCCAACUACUAUCUGCGAAAGGUGCUGGCUGGUGCAAAGGGCAACAACCCGUGCGGCGACAUCGACGCCGCGCCACAGAACUGGACCUGCAUGGUUGAGUUUGCGACGCGGCUGAUGCUCGAGUCGUUCGAGGUGAUCGUCCUCCACCACAGUGGCGGCCCGCUGGUCCUGCGAAACGCGCGCCGCCACGGCGCCGUGCCCUGCUGCCUCGAUGGCGUGGACUGGACGAACCUGACGAAGUUCAGCGCCGAGGGCAACAUCCACCGCGCCGGAUGGAUCGACAAGCGGCUCUCCAGCAUCUCCAAGCUGAUGGAGGGCCAGAUCCCUUUGGUCUACCCGGCGCUGUGGCGGGAGCUGACGCUCGCCCACGCGCCCGACCAAGCGCUGUACGACGCGCUAGUGGCGCACGCGAGCCAAGCGGCGAGCUGUGACUGA
Messenger RNA from Emiliania huxleyi CCMP1516, 1021 nucleotides. RefSeq lists its product as hypothetical. Bases 5 to 1021 code for a protein of 338 amino acids. NCBI's taxonomy places the organism in Eukaryota, Haptophyta, Isochrysidales, Noelaerhabdaceae. The record is from RefSeq and is a predicted model, not a curated record. The transcript is spliced from 2 exons.